AAACAAGCUGUAAAGGGCGGUUUGCAUGUGUUUAUACGGGAAAUCCCCAACAGAGGGAGUAGUCCUGCAGUCCAUGCGAUUGACGCGCAUGCGCAGAACCGUGGUGUGUUCUACCCGUUUACUUUCGCUCUUCAAAGACUUUCAGCUAACUUUAGCAAUAUUAAACGGAGAAUGCUGCGAAAAUAGAACGCCGCUAACUUCCAGUUUCAAGUCUGAAGCAUUUAAAUGGUUCUGACGAAAGUCAAUUUUUUGGAUCAUCUUUACUGAAGUUAAAACAACAUAACGGAGCGUAAACAACACGUUGAGCUAACUCUACAGCAACGAUGUUGUGACGUCUAAGGCUUAGGAAGUGUCUGCAGAGACAGCAGGUGAGUAAAUAUUUCAUAGUAUUUAUUUAGGAAGGUCAUGUUUCUGUAAAUAUUAGGUUCACGUUGUCUGUAUUUAGUUGAUGUUAAAGUUUUCUGACGUCCCUCAAGUAAACACUUAAGUACCGUAAGCCCUGGGUCAUUAACGAUGGCUACAAGAAGUUAGAAUUAUCAAAAAGAAGAGCAAUAUUCAAAUGACAUAAUAAAAACUAACAAACAGUAGUAAACAUAUACUCGAAAUUAGAACAGUAAGUAUGUUGUAUUUGAGCUUGUGGGACAAAAUAGUGGGAAACGGUUGCAUUUUUAUUGUUCUAUCUACUGUAUUUUUGAGACUUUAUAAAUGAUAUACGAAUCAUAAACGAACGCUUUUAUCUAACUUUUUGUGUAUGUUAGACUUAUUAAUUUCUAUGCAGAAAACUAUUUAUUUACAGAAAUAUAUUAUUAAUAUUUUGAUUGUUAUUUUGCGGCACUUAUGUCAUAUAAAUCUGAAAAUUGCAAAUAUUUUAAAAGUUUUAAAAGUUAACCUUUUUAGAAAUGUAUUGUUAAAAUUCCCUGCUUUAUGAUUGAAUUAUUUACUUCUCUGCUUUUCUGCCUUAUGUUUUGGCCUAACACGAGAAAUCAUAAUGCCAAAAAGUAAAUGUUGACUUUCUAUUAGUAUUUGUUUGGAGGUUUUCUACAGACUCCAUCUGUUGAUAGUCACCACUGCAGACCUCACAAUAUGGAGCGAGCUGCUCUCAGACAAAACCAGCUGUGUGGUUCCUGGGAGAUGAAGGAGAGACUUGGGAUGGGAGGCUUUGGACAUGUCUACCUGUAUCAGCACCUUGAGCUUGGAGAAAAAAUUGCAUUGAAACUUUGUCGCCUGGAGCUGAACUCCAAAAACAGAGACCGUUGGAGCAGAGAGAUCCAGAUCAUGAAAAAGCUGAACCACACGAAUGUUGUUCAUGCCCGAGAAGUACCAGAAGAGUUGAACUCCAUUGCUUUAAAUGACCUACCUUUGUUGGCAAUGGAGUACUGCUCUAGAGGAGACCUUCGCAAGGUUUUGAACAAACCAGAAAACUGCUGUGGCCUUAAGGAGAGUGAAGUGCUCCCUCUGCUUAGUGACAUAGGAUCUGGUAUACAGUAUCUUCAUGAAAACAAGAUCAUCCACAGAGACCUGAAGCCAGAGAACAUAGUCCUACAGGAGGUUAAUGGAAAGAUUGUUCAUAAAAUUAUAGAUCUUGGUUAUGCCAAAGACCUUGAUCAGGGGAGUCUGUGUACAUCCUUUGUUGGAACACUACAGUAUUUGGCACCAGAACUGUUUGAGAGCAAACCCUAUACUGUCACUGUAGACUACUGGAGCUUUGGAACUGUGGUUUUUGAGUGUGUUUGUGGCUUUCGUCCCUUCCUCCACCACAUGCAACCAGUACAAUGGACAAGUAAAGUCAAGAACAAAGGUCCCAAUGACAUCAUGGCAGUUGAGGACAUGAAUGGAGAAGUCAGGUUCUCUGCCCAUCUGCCAUAUCCCAACAAUCUCAGCAGGCCUCUGUUGGAACCGGUUGAGUCUCUGCUACAGAUGCUGUUACUAUGGGACCCUGCAGCACGUGGCGGGGGUCAGGAUCUUGACAGAAACCAGCCACACUGCUUCACAGCUUUACAGAAUAUUCUCAGCAUGAAGGUUAUUCACGUGUUGGACAUGACGUCUGCUCAGCUGCACUCCUUGGUUCUGGGGGCUGAGGAGAGUUUACACUCCCUGCAGCUUCGUCUUGAAACGCACACUCAGAGCCACAUUUCUCCGCUGAGUCAGGAGCUGCUCCUGGAGACGGGGAUCUCCCUAGACCCACGCAGACCCCCCACACAAUGUUUACCAGAUGGGCUGCGAGGCUGGGACAGCUUCAUUGUCUUCCUAUUUGAUAAGAGUUUAAUCAAGUACUCUGGACCACUGACUGCUCGACCUCUGCCUGACAGUGUCAACUUUAUCGUCAGGGAGACCAAAACCCAGCUGCCACUGUCUGCACUGAGGAAAGUGUGGGGUGAAGCAGUGAGCUACAUCUGUGGCCUAAAAGAAGACUACAUUCGUCUUUACCAGGGACAGAAGGCCGCCAUGCUCAGUCUGCUCCGUUACAACACCAACCUGACGCGCUACAAGAACCUACUCUUCUCCCAGUCACAGCAGCUCCGAGCCAAACUGGCUUUCUUUAAAACCAGCAUCCAGCACGACCUGGAGCAGUACACCAAGCAGAGACAGACAGGCAUCUCAUCUGAAAAAAUGUUGAAAACAUGGCAGGAAAACGAAGACAAGGCUGACAGUUUUGCAAAGGUUGCAGACAUUAGUUAUCUGGACGAGGAGAUCGUGUCUCUACAUUCUGAAAUUGUGGAGUUGCAGAGGAGUCCGUUUGCAAGGAGACAGGGAGACGUCAUGGAACAACUACAGGACAGAGCCAUCGAACUCUACAAGCAACUGAAGGCUAAAUGUAAAAGUCCUGACCCUCCACAUGGCUACAGUGACAGCUCAGACAUGGUGAAGACCAUCCUUCAAACAGUUCAGAACCAGGACAGAGUGCUGAAGGACCUGUACACUCAUCUGAGUACCAUCCUGGUGUGUAAGCAGCGUAUUGUGGAUUUGUUUCCUAAGUUGGAGAGAUCAGUGGAGAACAUCAAGGCUGCAGAGGCUCAAGUGAUGCAGAUGCAAAUGAAGAGACAGAAAGAGUUCUGGUAUCUUCUCAAGAUUGCGUGUGCCCAGGAGAGUUCUCAAACACAGCUACUCAAGCAAGAAACCACUGGCAGUGAAUCUGUUUGUCAACUUCUGGAUGAGAAUCAGCGAUACCUGAGUCAAUUAACUUCUCUGCUACAAGAUGCCACACAGGAGAUGAAGCAAAGUGUCAUGGAUGAGGACUGGAGCUGGACGCAGUACAGCGGAGUAAAAGGUCAACCUCAGAAGCUGUAAAAAAAAAAAGGGGGGGGGGGAGCAGAGACCAAAGAAGUGAAAUAAGGAACCGUGCUUUACUAAACAUGCACUCAAUGAAAGUGGUUUAGACUUUUAAAAAUGUGUCCUUCACCAACACAUGAAACUAUUGGAAGGUUUUAACAAUAGCAGUGUGUUAAAUUUAGCUAUUUAUGUAUGAACUAACAUGUAAAUUAUAGGUUUUUUUUAAAGACAACAUUGAGGAGUCAUCAAUAUAUAUUUAUUUUACUAAUAAUAUAAAGGAUGUUAUUGCUGCUAAUGAAUUUUGAGUUCAUUUGUAAGUAAAGGUGAUAAAUGUACAAGACAAAUGGUAUUUCAAGUCA
Cynoglossus semilaevis (tongue sole) is the source of this 3629-nucleotide messenger RNA. RefSeq names its product inhibitor of nuclear factor kappa-B kinase subunit alpha. Gene Ontology annotation, molecular function: IkappaB kinase activity; ATP binding. The record is from RefSeq and is a predicted model, not a curated record. The coding region runs from base 1084 to 3288 and encodes 734 amino acids. Gene Ontology annotation, cellular component: IkappaB kinase complex; cytoplasm. NCBI's taxonomy places the organism in Eukaryota, Metazoa, Chordata, Actinopteri, Pleuronectiformes, Cynoglossidae. Gene Ontology annotation, biological process: positive regulation of transcription by RNA polymerase II; tumor necrosis factor-mediated signaling pathway; peptidyl-serine phosphorylation. The transcript is spliced from 21 exons.